Messenger RNA from Zerene cesonia (dogface butterfly), 1241 nucleotides. It is a transcript of the gene Phb2, whose product is annotated as prohibitin-2. Gene Ontology annotation, biological process: mitochondrion organization. NCBI's taxonomy places the organism in Eukaryota, Metazoa, Arthropoda, Insecta, Lepidoptera, Pieridae. The transcript has a single exon. Bases 114 to 1013 code for a protein of 299 amino acids. Gene Ontology annotation, cellular component: membrane; mitochondrion. The record is from RefSeq and is a predicted model, not a curated record.
CUAGAUCUGUCAAUCUGUCAUUCACUCAUUGCACAAUUUGUAGAAAAAUUUUGUUGAGGUUAUAGGGAAGAUUUUGCCACAGAAGUUAUUAUUUACUGUGAAACUAUCUAAUAAUGGCGCAAAGUAAGCUAAACGAUAUGGCUGGAAAAUUUGCAAAGGGUGGCCCGCCUGGCCUUGGUAUUGGUUUGAAAGUAGCUGCGGUACUUGGUGCGGCGGCCUACGGCGUCUCCCAAUCAGUAUUCACCGUGGAGGGUGGUCAUCGUGCUAUCAUGUUCAAUAGGAUAGGAGGAAUUCAAAAUCACGUAAUGACUGAAGGCAUGCAUUUCCGUAUUCCAUGGUUCCAGUACCCCAUUAUUUAUGAUAUAAGAUCCCGCCCCAGAAAAAUUUCCUCCCCCACCGGAUCGAAAGACUUGCAAAUGGUCAACAUUUCACUUCGAAUAUUGUCACGCCCCGACUCUGCCAGCCUUCCAACCAUGUACAGACAACUUGGUAUUGAUUAUGAUGAAAAAGUUUUGCCAUCAAUUUGUAAUGAAGUUUUAAAGUCUGUUGUUGCUAAAUUUAACGCUUCUCAACUGAUUACACAGCGUCAGCAAGUUUCUCUGCUUAUAAGAAGAGAGCUAGUGGAACGCGCAGCUGAUUUCAACAUUAUCUUAGAUGAUGUAUCUCUGACUGAAUUGAGUUUUGGAAAGGAGUAUACUGCUGCUGUAGAAGCUAAGCAAGUAGCACAGCAAGAAGCUCAAAGAGCCGCUUUCGUUGUUGAAAGGGCUAAGCAAGAGCGUCAACAAAAAAUUGUACAAGCUGAGGGUGAAGCAGAAGCCGCUGAGAUGUUGGGAAAAGCCAUGGGAAUGAGCCCAGGUUACCUUAAACUUCGUAAAAUCCGAGCAGCACAGAGUAUCUCCAGAAUGAUUGCACAGUCUCAAAAUAGGGUAUUCCUGCCUGGUAACAGCUUGAUGAUUAACCUUCAAGACCCAUCCUUUGAUGAUCUUUCAGAGAAACUUACUAAGAAGAAGUAACAUGAGGCUUUGAAAGAGUAUGCAACAGAAUUGGAUCCUACUCUUUCUAUAAAUGAUGCCUAUUUUGUAAGUGGUACUGCUUCAGCAACUAUGCAAUAAACAAUGUAUUUGUGCAUUUGUUAAGAGUGUAUAAGGGUUCCAUUUUAUUUUCCUGCAUUUCAUGUUAUUUAGUUGUAGAUAUUGAAGUAAUUAUGUAAAUCAUUAUGAUUAUACCAAGGUAGUAAAAAA